CUUUUCGAAAGUAUUCUGCUCUUCUAUCCUCUACUGAGGUAUACUGCAAUCUGUGCCGUCUCUCCAAAGUUCCGUCUUUUAUGGUCACCAUGACGUAAACCUUGUCGCUCGGAACAAUCUCUGCAAUAACCUGCAUAAUCCAGUUCAACAAGUCCAAACAGAAACUGAUAAACUUUCUUGGCCUUUCAGUGCCAUUGUCUGCCUAGACAACUGCGACUACCCUCUCCGGAGCUCUACAGGCCGCCAUGGCGUGGAGCCAACUUGAGCCAACGCCCGCACAUCUCACUUACGCGGUCCUAACCUUCUUUCUCCUGCUCUAUGCCGUCUUCUCGCUCCAAAUCCGGAAUCGCCUCCACCUUUCUGAGCCACCUCUCGCGACCGUCUUCGGAAUCAUCGUUGGACCCCGUGGCAUCGGCGUCUUGGAACCGUACGAAUGGGGAUUCGGUGACGGUGUGGUGCAUGAGUUCACGCGUCUCAUUGCGGGAAUUCAGUGCUUUGCUGUCGGCCUGGAGCUGCCCGAUGGUUACUUCAGAAGCAAGUGGAAGGAUGUCGCCAUGCUUCUCGGGCCUAUCAUGACGUUUGGAUGGGUGGUUUGCGCCGCUUUUAUUAUGAUUAUGUUUGAAACAGAUAUAGCGACCGCGCUUAUUAUAUCAGCAUGCCUUACGCCUACGGACCCGGUGCUCGCAGCCUCCGUUCUCUCCAACUCGCAAUUCAGCACCCGAAUACCCAAACGGAUCCGGGAUCUUCUUUCCUCAGAAAGCGGCUGCAAUGACGGCGUCUCGUUCCCGUUUCUCUAUAUCGGACUAAGCAUCCUGACCAAGGCUACUCUUAGGGGUAUUUUCAAGAAGUGGUUCCUGAUCACAGUCUUGUACCAAUGUGCUGUUGGCGUGAUACUGGGACUAUUCGUUGGCCACGUCUUCAACAGGAUAUACAGAUUCAGCUCAAGUCGCGAGAUGAUCGGGCGAGCAAGCUACCUGGCGUUUUACCUCCUACUGGCCGUAUUCUCAAUUGGACUAGCCUCGAUUUUAGGUGUUGACGACUUCCUAGUUGCCUUUUUCGCAGGCUUAGGGUUUUCCCACGGCGGCAAUUCUCCGACAGCGGAUACACGGCUUCCGGUGAUUAUUGAUCUGAUGUGCAACUCUACCAUGUUUGUUUUCUUCGGCGCAAUGAUCCCUUGGAAAUCUUUCAAUCACAUUGAGACCAUCACGCCGCUCCGUCUCCUUGGAAUCCUCGUUCUAAUCCUCUUGUUCAGGAGGAUUCCGAUCGUCUACUCGCUCUACAAAAUGAAGUGGCUUCCGAACGUCAAAACGACUACUGAAGCGCUAUUUUGCGGCCACUUUGGACCUAUGGGCGUUGGUGCCUUGUUUCUAGCCAUGGAGGCGAGGGCCCAGUUGGAGACCGACACGUCGCUGCCAUUACCGCAACCCCCGACUGAUCUACCGAUUGACAAAAAGAGGGCUGUGACCCUCGUUUGGCCCAUCAUAUCUUUCGUUGUUCUGGGGAGUAUAUUGGUGCAUGGCAUGAGCACACUGGCGAUCAGUGUCGGGAGUCAUUUUACGCGAAGAAAGGGAGAGCGAGCCCCGUUGAUUGGAGCGGAGAGGGAUCGGUUUAGUCGAAUGGUGUUUGACGAGGAUGAUGCGGAAGAAAGGGAGCGGAAUGAGGAGGAAGAGGAGGCUGAGUAUCGGACUUUUCUUCACUCGAGGACGUAGCGAAUUCAUGGUGCUAGCGCCAGAUACCAU
Trematosphaeria pertusa is the source of this 1739-nucleotide messenger RNA. Its product is annotated as Na/H antiporter-like protein. The coding region runs from base 246 to 1709 and encodes 487 amino acids. Gene Ontology annotation, molecular function: sodium:proton antiporter activity. The record is from RefSeq and is a predicted model, not a curated record. The transcript is spliced from 2 exons. Lineage: Eukaryota; Fungi; Ascomycota; Dothideomycetes; Pleosporales; Trematosphaeriaceae. Gene Ontology annotation, cellular component: plasma membrane. Gene Ontology annotation, biological process: regulation of membrane potential; proton export across plasma membrane; intracellular potassium ion homeostasis.